GUCUCGUCUCACUGUUUCCGUUUCUUUUGGUUUCCUGGUUGGUUCAUCAUACGGUUAUCUCGCGGAAUCUCGGUUUGUUACCACUUUAACAAUGUCGCAGAUUAGAGGAAACAGUGUCAAACCGAUGCUCAGAAUUAGAGUUCCAUGCUUUGAUAACUCGGAUAUAAUCAGAAGUUUGAACAAAACUCUGAUCGGUAGGAUAACGAAUCCUGAGACUCAAAAUGUUGGAUCAAUAGUUUCAGUGAUGCCCAAAAUCUGGAAACUAGAUGAUGGUCGAGUAACCGGUUCGGAUUUGGGUUUGGGAAGGUUCCGGCUUGAUUUCAAAAGAGAAGAAGAUAUUCUUGAAGUGCUCAAAACAGAGUCUUUCAGUUUUAACCAAUGGAUGGUGUCGAUUGUAAGAUGGGAACCGGCUGUAUACAAAAACCACCCGUGUGAUAUAACGUUUUGGGUCAGUCUCGUUGGUGUCCCUAGGCAUUGGUGGGAAGAUCGGGUUUUGAGGAGAAUAGGGGACGAGCUUGGUACGGUUCGAGAAGUUGAUGAAGUCAAUGCCAUGGUUAAAGUGACUGUCAAUGGUACUAAACCAUUGUGCUUUGAAAUACCAGUUCGAUUCGAAACCAGUGGAGAGGAGGUGGAUGUGAAGGUGGAGUAUGAGAAGCUUUCUGGUUAUUGUUCGACAUGUUUUCGUCUUUCUCAUGACAAAGAAUCUUGCCCUGAAAGCGACUUGCGCAAAGAAGUUGAGGAAGAGAAAGAUUUGAAGAUGCAUGCAACUAUUUGCAUGAAUGAUUGAACCACGUAAACCGUCAAAAGUUUGUUAACCCGGCUCGUCACCGGUAAUAGAUGGAUUAAGCAAAUCGUCACUUUCUUUUUAAUCGUUAGUAUGUAUUGCUCAAUAACGAGAGUUAUCACCCAUCUCUCGAAUUUUCAU
This is a messenger RNA of Raphanus sativus (radish), 925 nucleotides long. RefSeq lists its product as uncharacterized. Lineage: Eukaryota; Viridiplantae; Streptophyta; Magnoliopsida; Brassicales; Brassicaceae. The record is from RefSeq and is a predicted model, not a curated record. The coding region runs from base 92 to 787 and encodes 231 amino acids. The transcript has a single exon.